Molecule: messenger RNA, 1436 nt
Organism: Paramecium pentaurelia
Lineage: Eukaryota; Ciliophora; Oligohymenophorea; Peniculida; Parameciidae
Source: the annotation of a GenBank genome assembly
AUGUCAAUAUAAAGAGAAUGGUAGAAAUUUGUGAGACCACCUAGAUAUAAUUAUAGUUACUUUGAUCUAGGUUGUUUAUUUCUUAUUAUAAUGGUUAGGUCCUGAAUAUAUUUAACUACAUCAAAGUUAUAUACGUAAACAUGAAAGGAUUAUUACUAAUCGUUAAAAUUGCAAAUUAGAAAUGUCAUACUUUGAAUUGAAUCCAAAAACUUCAAAUUGUAUUAUUUAUUGUCAUGGCUACAAUGGAUGUAGAAUAGAAGGCAUUAAAUAUGCUUAAAUUGUUGCUUAAUAUGGUUUCAAUUUUUGUACAUUUGAUUUCUAAGCAUGUGGUCAUUCUGAAGGGAAUUUUAUUACUUUUGGGUAUGAUUGCAAUAAAAACUAAUAGACAUCUUGAGAAGGAUGAUAUCACUUCAAUAUUGCAAGAAUUAGAAAUUAAUUUUUAAUAGAAGUAGUUUAUUUUAUGGGGAAGAUCUUUAGGUGCAACUACUAUUCAAUUAAAGGAAUACCCUAAUGUUAAAGGAUUGGUAUUGGAUAGUUGUUUCACAAACUUCAAUAAAUUAGCAAUUAGCAUUAUACAGAAACAAACUCGUUUACCUAAAUUUAUAAUAAAGGCUAUCAUCUUCUUAACCAAAGGUUCAAUUGAAGAAGAAGCUGGAUUUCAAUUAAAUGAUAUCCAAGUUUAAUGUAAUUCAAAUAUGCCUACACUCUACAUUUGUAGUGAUAAGGAUUCCCUUAUUAAGGCAAAAAAUAGUUUAAAAUUAUAUAAGUAACACAAAGGAAUCAAGAAAUUAAUAAAAGUUGAUGGAGAACAUAAUGAUUCUCGACCUCUUGAAAUUAUUCAAUAAAUUUGUUCAUGGUGUAAUGACAGAGUGUAAUUACAAUAAAAUAAUUACAUUCAAUAUAAUUCAGUCCCUUAAGUAACUAGAUUACCAUUAGAAUUAAUAUAUGAUUCUAAUAUUUAGAGUGGGAUGUAAUCUUCGUAUAAUAGGAUUCCCAAGAAUCCAGCUAUUAAAUUAAAAAAUCAAAUAAGUAUUUAGUUAAGAACAAGUUGUAGAAAUUUACAUAGUGCAGUUUAAUACUGAAUUUAUAUAUAUAUAUAUAUAUAUAUUUAAGACUUAGAAAAUAGUUAAUUGGUUUUUCAUUAUUAAAAAAUGUAAUUUAUAAAUGAGGGAGUUGAAUGGUUUGAAAUUCAUUCAACAAUCUUGGCAAAUGAUAUAGCAUGUAUAAUAAAUGGUUAAAAUAAGUGUUAAAAGACAAUUAUAUUAUGAAUUUUCAAGGAAAGCAUAGACGUAUAGCUUUAGGCAGUUCAAUUGGGUUGUUGAUGUUAACUCAAUUGGCUUAACGAAAUCCUAUAGGAGCUUUACGUAUUGGUGCUUUUACAUUUCCUAUUCUCAGUUAUGUGAUAUGUCCUGAGAUAUACAAUUCCUUAUUAUGAU